Culex pipiens pallens (northern house mosquito) is the source of this 2393-nucleotide messenger RNA. Its product is annotated as zinc finger and BTB domain-containing protein 49. NCBI's taxonomy places the organism in Eukaryota, Metazoa, Arthropoda, Insecta, Diptera, Culicidae. Gene Ontology annotation, biological process: regulation of transcription by RNA polymerase II. The transcript has 5 exons. Gene Ontology annotation, molecular function: DNA-binding transcription factor activity, RNA polymerase II-specific; RNA polymerase II cis-regulatory region sequence-specific DNA binding. The coding region runs from base 234 to 1634 and encodes 466 amino acids. The record is from RefSeq and is a predicted model, not a curated record.
UGCUCCAGGAGUGAGGCGCGCGCGUGGACGCACAACCCUCCUCAUUCCGAGUGGUGACGACAUCCUGGCAGGAUGAGGCCGCCGGUCCCCGUCUAGAACGAGUGUGUGUUCAGCUUUAGUGCGCUGCAAUAUCUUCAGGAAUACUCCUCGUCCGCUGCCAGCUUUUGUGGAUUACCAGAAAAAAAGUGGUCCAGGAUCAGCAGAAAGGAAGAAAAAAAAAGUUCGCAUCCAAGAUGAACUUUUCACCGUUCGGGACUCACUUCCCGGGGACCAUCCCGGGGAUUCAUCAGUUUGCCAGCGCGGGUGGACUGGUCACAAGUGUCCCGUCGUCGACGAACCACGACUCGAACAAUCGAUAUCACACCAUCCAGUCGAACGUGAACUCGCACUUCAACCAGGGCCACAAGUACAACGGCCACACGAACGUGACCAGCGCUCCGGCCACGACGACCAGCGGCCAGUACUCGAUUCCGUACAGCCAGCACUCGUCGUCGGAUCCGAACGACCACAAGCAGCGCAACAUGUACCCGGGACAAACGACGGCCGUGAGCACCACCUCGUCAGGGCCCGUCCAAUCGCCUCAGGAACUCAGCCAGGACAUCACGGCCCUGCUCCAGCAAGCGGACAGCAAACGUGUCCUGCAGAACCCGAGCAGCUGGCAAACCCUAGCCCCCGGGGCAUCCGUGGCGGAUUACCUGUCCCACCUGCCAGGAACGGCACUGCCCCUCUCGUUGCACCACUUCCUCAAGUACUCGGCCGAGAAUAUCAAGAAGGAAACGCAGAAUCCGUCUGCGCUGGAUAUGGGACAGAAUGGUAACGGACAGCAGCAGCAUGGCAAUGGGAUGAUUAUCCCGGCGACGCAAACCAUUGCCAACAUUUUGGGACAACCUGGCGGACAAGGGCAAGGGCAGCAGCAGCAUGGACAGCAAGGACCCACCUCCAGUUCCGGUCCCGUGAACGGCACCGCCACCAACGGAGCCCCCGGCGACAAGAAGAAAAAGAAAAAGAAGAAAAAGCCCCCGAAGGAGCGCAAGCCCCGACCGAAACCGGGCGAGAUCCAGGUACGAACCGCCCUGGACGGCAGCCCGCUGUUCCUGUGUCCCGAGUGCCAGAUGGCCUACCCGGAGCGGGAACUGCUCGAGCAACAUCUGAUUGGGCACAACCUGGAGCGUCGAUUUAUUUGCGACAUUUGCAACGCCGCGCUCAAACGGAAGGACCACCUAACGCGUCACAAGCAGAGCCACAACCCGGAACGACCGUUCGUCUGUACGAUUUGCAUGAAGGCCUUUAAGCGCAAGGAACAGUUGACGCUUCAUAUCGUAAUUCAUUCCGGAGAGAAGAGACAUAUCUGCCAGGAGUGUGGAAAAGGCUUCUACCGCAAGGACCACCUCCGGAAGCACACCCGGUCGCACAUUGCCCGCCGACUGAAGGCCGAAAUACAGGCCCAACAGGGUGGAACCGAAGGAGGCUCCACAACGGGGUCUUCCCGCGGAAACAGUCAAUCCCAGCAGCAGCAACAACAACCCCAGCCAGGACCACCUCCCCAACUACAGCUGCCACCGCAGAGCACAAAUCAGCAACUUCAGCCGCCGCAGUACCAUCCGAUUCCGCCGGCGUCGCAGAUGAUGUCCUGAAUUACUCGGACUAUCGGUUGAAAUUAGUAACAUUUUGUGCGUGCGAUUGUGUCGUGACUUUUUGUAGAGAAGGUCUUUCCCCCGCAUUCCUCACUCAAUUAAAGAAAAAGAAUAAUUAGUGUAAUCUAAAAUUUUAGCAUCAAUUACACAGAAAAAAAAAUGAUGGUAAUAUUCAUCAGGAAAUGGUGACAGAUCUUGUGGCAAAAUAAAUGUGUAAUAUUACAUCAAGAAUUGGUGAAUUUUCAUCAGUUUCUGAUGAAUAUUCAUCAGGUUCACAUUUUUACACAUUUUUUGAGUAAUAUUACUCAAAAAAUGAGUAAUAUUCAACCUACCAAAUUUUCAACAUUCCAAAAUUCAACUUUUUUUUGCUGUGUAGGCUUAGUAUGAUUGUGCAAUUCAAGUUUCGUUUUGUUUCGCAAACGUUGCGAUUUGUUCUUUAUUUUAUUUAAUUGAUUUGUUCUAGUCGAAAUUUUCACAAGUCAUUCGCAUUUUAUGCGAGUUCGGGAGCGCGCAAAGGUUUCUUCUUAGCAAAAGAAAUAGGCAUAUUACACGUGAAACUUUAGUUAAUUACUGCAAUAGUUGAGGUUUUUUGUUCUACCAACAUGGAUGGUUUGUUUUAGUUAUCAAGAAUCAAGAUCUCAUACAUUAUACGAAGUAAGGAAAACUUAUGAAAAACACAUUAUAAUGUAAUUGCACCUAGUCGAUAAGAUGUAACCCCGGAAAUGAAAUAUAUGCGCAACAAUAAAUAUUUUGAUACGA